This is a messenger RNA of Zygotorulaspora mrakii, 1146 nucleotides long. RefSeq lists its product as uncharacterized. The coding region runs from base 1 to 1146 and encodes 381 amino acids. The transcript has a single exon. The record is from RefSeq and is a predicted model, not a curated record. NCBI's taxonomy places the organism in Eukaryota, Fungi, Ascomycota, Saccharomycetes, Saccharomycetales, Saccharomycetaceae.
AUGGAAGAAAGCCCAGUUUAUCCGUUUAUUACCUUGCCUGAAGGUCAAUUUACUAUAGUUGAUGGGUUUUUGAUCAACCUAAAUGGUAAAGCACUAAACCCUGAUUUAACUGGGGGUAUAGAAAUUGUAGAUGAAAGUUGCUCAGCAUUUUUUCGUGAAUAUAGCAUCUACAACUCGCUGAGAAGGUUGGAAAAAACUGCAAGUAACUAUUUUUUAACAAGGCACUCAAUGUUUUUUCGGUUGAUGGGGAUCAAAGACUAUGUUACAUUCGUCAAGUCAAGGGAAAAGUACUAUUGCAGAAAAUGCGAUAGAAGUAACGCGACACAUGCAGCAUUUACUGUGAAGUUUUUUGGAGGAAAGAAACCAGUACGAGCGAAAUAUAUUGUGUUUGAAAGAGCUUUGGAGAACAGCACCUGUGACCUUUCGGAACUAUACAGGCAGCAGUAUACAGAGCUUGAGCGCACAGAUCUUUCAUUAAAACUGGGAAAACGUUCUUGGUUGACAAGAAAUAACGGACAAAAGGACUCCUUUAACAUAGAGUACAUGAAAGAAGAAGAGUUGUUAAAAAAGAUCAAAUCGCCCACAGUGAAUUUUCUACCGCCUUUGAAUAGAUAUUCGGAGAGGCCUAAAGUAGUGAGUAGGGCAUCAUUGAAAAAAUUUCAAGAAAAUCUUUUACGGCAUUGCGAAUUGAUCAGUUGCUGGAAAUUGAAAAAACUGAUAGAAUUACUCAAGAUAAGUAAAGAGCUUAUAGGUCUUAUUUUUGACGUGCAGCCACUUUAUCUGGAGGGCUUAAAACAAAUUAGGAACAAUUUGAAAUUUAUAGAUCAAAGACUAUUCUUUGUUUUAAUGCGAACACCUUGCUCUGGCGCCACUCUGCUUAAGAUUUUGUCUUUAGAUAAUGUUAUUUCUUCCUCGAAUGCGGAAGACGCAAAGCCGGAAACCACAAUUAAUCAGCCGAGCGAGCCGAAGCAUAUUAAAUCGGAAGAUAAUUCUGAGCAGCGACAUGCAAUUGACAAUAGUGUUGACCCUUCCCAUUAUUUUUUGAGGGAACUUACUCUAUUCUGCAGCUAUACUGAGCAAAGCAAAAUAUACAUAAAAUGUUUUUUUGAAGCGAAAGAAAAAUACGGUAAAAAAAUGGGAAAUUAA